Molecule: messenger RNA, 1026 nt
Organism: Penicillium soppii
Lineage: Eukaryota; Fungi; Ascomycota; Eurotiomycetes; Eurotiales; Aspergillaceae
Product: Phosphatidylethanolamine-binding protein PEBP
Exons: 1
Coding region: 1-1026 (341 amino acids)
Source: RefSeq, a predicted model, not a curated record
AUGCCCAGUUCUGUUUUUCUCCUCGGUCCCGGCUUUAUUGGCGGCGAGAUCAUUGAUCUGCUUCUCACAACAGACUACAAUGUCACCACCCUCGUCCGCCGAGAAUCAGCCGUUGCCGACUUCGCCAAGUUAGGCGUCAAAGCAGUCAUUGGUACCCUGGAUGAUGCCUCAGUCAUCAAAACCCAGGUGGCUAUGAGCGAUAUCAUAUUCCACACCGCGACUGCAGAUCACCUUCCAUCUGUGCAAGCAAUCCUUGAUGGCGUCAGACAACGGGGCCAGAUGGGACUACAUACCAUCUACAUCCAUAACAGUGGGGCCAGUCUGGUGGCAGACACAUCCGCAGGAGAAUACAAGAGCGAUACCGUGUUUGACGACGAGAAACCCUUCCAAAUCGAUUCCCUACCUGAUUCCGCUCCCCAUCGCCUGAUCGAUCUCGCCAUUGUCCACGCACGCCAGGAACUCGCUGCACAUGCGAAAAUGGCUAUCAUGAUCCCACCUGUCAUAUACGGUGUAAACACUCGGGAAAAUCGUCUCUCCAUCCAGCUGCCCACUCUCGCCCGGUACUCUAUCAAGCAUGGAUAUGCGGGACAGAUCGGCAAUGGUCUUUCGGUUUGGAACCAGAUCCACGUGAAAGACUUGGCACGUGGAUAUAUGGUCUUAUUACACUGGAUGGAGUCUACGCCCAUCGACGAAGUUGCAAAAAACCCAUACUUUUUCUGUGAAAAUGGCCAGGAACUUUCUUGGGGUCAAUGCGCGGCUGAGAUUGGUCGGAUCUUGAAGAACGCGGGAAAGAUUGGCCAGUCUACACCAAAGACUAUUCCUGAAGAGAACUAUGGAGAUUUGUUUGGCAGUUUCUCGGGGGUUGUGGUAGGCUCAAACGCGAGGAAUAAGGCUAAUAGGCUUCGGAAACUUGGAUGGGCGCCCCUGGAGAAGGAGACAUUUGCAUCCUUGGCCGAAGAUGAGAUUCCGAUUAUUCUCCAGGAGAAAGGGGAGUUCAAUGGCUAUGCCAGUGUUGUUGCAUCGUAA